This is a messenger RNA of Haplochromis burtoni (Burton's mouthbrooder), 3685 nucleotides long. It is a transcript of the gene adra1d, whose product is annotated as adrenoceptor alpha 1D. NCBI's taxonomy places the organism in Eukaryota, Metazoa, Chordata, Actinopteri, Cichliformes, Cichlidae. Gene Ontology annotation, biological process: positive regulation of cytosolic calcium ion concentration; cell-cell signaling; phospholipase C-activating G protein-coupled receptor signaling pathway. Gene Ontology annotation, cellular component: membrane. Gene Ontology annotation, molecular function: alpha1-adrenergic receptor activity. Bases 662 to 2167 code for a protein of 501 amino acids. The transcript is spliced from 2 exons. The record is from RefSeq and is a predicted model, not a curated record.
ACGUGUCCUUUUGCUUUGUUUUGUUUGUUUCUUUGGUCAAACUUUAUUUGCCCAUAAGCGCAUCAUCAUCACCCUGGUGAUAAAAAAGCACUGGAGCAUUUAAGGCUUGUACACAUGCAGCAGUCAUGCAGAAUUCGUGACCACAUAUACGCUCUCUGGUGGAGACUGUGAGCCCAUCGUUAUGUUUUUUGCGGUGUGGGUGGAGCUGUGCAGUAGGUUCAGACCUGCUGUACCAGCUCUGACUCUGGGAUUUGUUAUGAAGGAUGCCAGCAGUGGAAACCCGUCGCAUGGAAGAAAUAUGUUUACAUUUAUCUAAUUUGUUUUUUGUAAUGAUCUUUAAAAAUGGCAUCCAAACUUUAUAGUUUAUUAAACAUUGUGUACAUACACGUUUAAGUGAGUUUAACACUAAUCACGAGUCAAUCUUUGUGGAUGUAGUUUUUGCAGGGGCUUCUUUUUUCCCCAUCGGUUAUAUUUUUUAUUUUUAUUUAGUUUUGUUGCCUUUUACUUUCCCUUCGCUUGACCCGUGAUAAAUACUGACAGUGUGAACGGCUGCUUGGCAACCUUACUGGAAAGACAGAAUGAAAGGAGACUGAGAACGACGCGUGUCACACUGCUUUCUUCAGAAAACUUACUCCCUUACUUCUCUUUAUGGCGUUUCAAAAUGACAGACUCUAACUUGAGGAACGAAAGCAACCAUGGGCUGUUUUUCACUUCUUUUAAUGGAUCUGUUUCGGACCAGAUGUUACCAAAUGACAGCAUUACCACAUGCAGGAACUUCACAAUGGACUCACAGGUUGUCGGCGUUGGGAUCUUUCUCUCCGUUUUUAUUUUGGUGGCAAUUGUUGGGAAUAUUUUGGUUAUCCUGUCUGUGGUGUGCAACAAACAGUUACAGACCGUCACCAACUUCUUCAUUGUCAACUUAGCCAUAGCAGACCUCCUGUUGGGCAUUAUUGUGCUGCCCUUCUCUGCAUCUCUAGAGGUGCUGGGAUGCUGGGUGUUUGGCCGGGUUUUCUGUAACAUCUGGGCAGCGGUGGAUGUGCUCUGCUGCACGGCAUCAAUCCUCAGCCUCUGUAUGAUCUCCAUCGACCGUUAUAUCGGCGUGAAAUACUGCCUUAAAUACCCAAGUAUUAUGACUGAGAGAAAGGCAGUCGCUAUUUUAGUCCUAGUGUGGGUAUCAUCUGUUGUGAUCUCGGUCGGUCCGCUCCUGGGAUGGAAGGAACCGCCGCCUGUGGACGAAAGCAUCUGCAGGAUCACAGAGGAGCCGGGAUACGCGCUCUUCUCCUCGCUUUUCUCUUUCUACCUCCCGCUUAUGGUCAUUCUCAUCAUGUAUUUUAGGGUGUACGUGGUGGCCCGCAGGACUACUCGGAGCCUGGAAGCGGGAGUCAAACGCGAGAGAAAUAAGUCUAUGGAAGUGGUCCUGCGGAUACACUGUCGCAGCGUGCUGGAGGACGCGCGUCCGGCGAGCUCAAAAAGCAGCAAAAACCACCCGUUUCGAAGUUCGCUCUCCGUGCGGCUGAUGAAGUUCUCCAGGGAGAAAAAGGCUGCGAAAACCCUGGCCAUAGUGGUGGGGAUGUUCAUCCUCUGCUGGCUGCCCUUUUUCUUCUUUCUGCCAAUGGGUUCCUUCUUCCCGGCACUAAAACCGUCUGAAACUGUGUUCAAGGUGAUCUUUUGGUUGGGAUAUUUCAACAGCUGCAUCAACCCCAUUAUCUACCCCUGCUCCAGUAAAGAGUUCCAGCGGGCUUUCACCAGGCUCCUCAAGUGCCAGUGUUACCAGAAACGUAGGGUCCUUCGCCGCUUCUAUGACCAGAGAUGGCGGACUGCUGUCAAGGGAAUGACAAGGGAUCAGAGAGGCGAUUAUAAGCCUGGCUACGCUGUGCACGAAUCCUGCGGCAGCUCUUUGCUACACACAAGAAAAGGACAUGCACUAGGUUUCAAGAGAUGGAGUCUGUUUCCACCACUGCGAAAGUCCUCCUUCCAGCUCAAAGAGAAAGUAAAUAAUCUGUCAAAUAAAAUUAAGGGAGGGACGGGAAAAUGCAACACACCUGCUGUUGGUCGAAUUGAAACGGUGGACACGGUGUCUAUGGGGAUUUACAACUCUUGUGAGCAGAGUAGCUAUCAGUUUUAUGAUCUGGCAGAAUGCUAUGGCCUGAAAGAGACUGACAUUUAGACGGUCACCAAAGAGGCUUUUAUUUAUUUUCAAAGGGCCAUAUUGGACCAACAUGUAAGAAAGACUGUGAUAAUGCAUAAUAUCAAAGAAUCAAGGCACGAUUAAAGCUGAGAAUAAUGGGUUGAUCCUUGCACAAACAGGCAAAAAAAGGAAACCCUUAUCCCAAUCACGUGGGUCCCACCAUGUUUAUUUGGAUGAAACUUCUAGCGAACUGCUCAAAGACACAUUUGGGACAUGGGUGCGAAAUAAGCAGUAAGUUGGGACUUAAUACUUUUUCGCUUGAAGGCACUGGAUGUGAAGAUUUCAUAGCCUACAGCUGACAGCUGGCAAGUUUUAAGAAUGUAAUAUUUUGGGAAAGACAGUUAAGAUAAGGCUGGAUAAUUAGUAUUGUUGUAUGUUUUUCUUACAGUUUUGUAUCAGGCAGUUUUGAUGUCUUUAAAUGUUAGCCAGCUCACACUGUGUGAUAAAGACUGAGAGUAAAUGGUUUGGUUGGCAUGUUUUGUGAUUUAACAAAUAGACAAAUAAGCAAAAGAACAAAUACCUGUACUGAAACAAAGUUUUCAAUCUCCGCGAAAGUAAAAUCACAAGUGCAUUUUUGUGUUGGUGCCACAGUUUAAUCAAAUGUAAAAUUUCAUAUUGAAUUAUGAUCAUUAAUCUGCGCCUCUGUUUCUUUUUUUGACAAGGCAUUGUAAAGACGAGUGGCCAACGUUGGCAAGUGAACAGUAAUGUCAAGUUGUGUUUUUUGGGGGUUUUUUUUAUGUUUAUCAGAUGAAAGGCAAAAAAUGUAGGAGAGGAAAAAAUGUGGAGACAAUAAUUUCUUUAUUGUUUUAUGCCUUCCAGUUACGUUACGUUAUUUGAUUCAUGAGUAAAGAAAAAUAUCUCCUUCAUCCAGAAGAUGUCACUGUUGCUUUGGUUGUUUUACCUUGUGCACCUAUUCAUCUUUAAGUAAAGCUAAAUGCUUUUGGGAUGACUUGUUUUUAGUAGAAGUGAAUCUGUUGGAAAUAAAUUAACACCUGCAUUUAAUGAAAGCGGUCAGAACAGCAGUAAGAAUAUGUCUACUGACUCAGAAAUACAAAUUACAAAAAGAAAAAGAAAUACAAAAAGAUUUCAGGAAAGCACAAACACACUUUCAUAAAUCUGGAAUUGGAGGCAGUGCACAUUAAUAGAGAGAAAGGGAGCAACUCCAUGAAGACCAAUAAACCACAGUUGAUUCCUGUUAGAAGCCUUACUAGAAAUUAGGUAUAUAACCUAAACUUUACUGUAUUAAAGUUAGAAAAAUCACUUAAAAGUGGUCAAAUGUGUUAUAUUGUUGAAUAUAAUUAAAGACAAAACUGCCUUCAUCACAGCUUUCCAUAAAUGGAUCUUUAUUGAUUUAUUCAGAAAAAGCUUUGGUAGCUCAUUCUCAGAACAGCAGCCUCAGAUUUCUUCUUAGACAGAAGAUUUACAGCACAGAGAAAAAACAAUAAAGGGGAAAAUGGGACGGGUACAUUUCAAGUUUGUUAUUUAAGUUAUUAGGCU